GCCACCCCUCGCUCCGCCAAACUUUCCUUGGGCUCCGGGCGCGUCGCAGCUGCAGCUCGAAAGGAGGCGCGCCCCGGCCGCCCGCCCGCCGUGCCCUCCGCUGCUUCUCGCGCCCGGCUGCAGCCCGACACUUGGUCGCCCCGUCGCGCACGGCCCGAGGGCAUGCGGCAGCCGCAGGGGAUCCCGCUCCCGGGCUCGGCGGCGCGGGCGAGCGUGAGCGGCCCUCAGUGUAUCACACGAUGCCCAUCCACACUGGUGAGGGUGGUCUUCUUUACUCAGUUUACUGAUUCAGAUGCUAAUCUCUUCCAGAAACAUCAUCACAGACCUACCCAGGAUGUUCAGUUCUUCUCCACAAUGAAUGAGUGUCAUUAUGAUAAGCAGAUGGACUUUUUUUAUAAUAGGAGCAACACUGAUACUGCCGAUGACUGGACAGGAGCGACGCUUGUGAUUGUUUUGUGUGUUGGAACAUUUUUCUGCCUGUUUAUAUUUUUUUCUAAUUCUCUGGUCAUCGCAGCAGUGAUCAAAAACAGAAAGUUUCAUUUCCCCUUCUACUACCUGUUGGCUAACCUGGCAGCUGCAGAUUUCUUUGCUGGAAUCGCCUAUGUAUACCUGAUGUUUAACACUGGCCCUGUUUCAAAAACUUUGACUGUCAACCGCUGGUUUCUCCGCCAGGGGCUUCUGGACACUAGUUUGACUGCCUCCCUGACCAAUUUGCUGGUUAUUGCUGUGGAGAGGCACAUGUCAAUCAUGAAGAUGCGGGUCCACAGCAACCUGACCAAAAAGAGGGUGAUACUCCUCAUUUUGUUCGUCUGGGCCAUUGCGAUCUUUAUGGGGGCAGUCCCCACGCUGGGCUGGAAUUGCCUCUGUGACAUCUCUGCCUGCUCUUCCUUGGCCCCCAUUUACAGCAGGAGUUACCUCAUUUUCUGGACUGUAUCCAACCUCGUGGCCUUCUUCAUCAUGGUUGUGGUGUACCUGCGGAUCUACAUGUACGUCAAGAGGAAAACCAACGUCUUGUCUCCACAUACAAGUGGGUCCAUCAGCCGCCGAAAGACGCCCAUGAAGCUAAUGAAGACGGUGAUGACUGUCUUAGGGGCCUUCGUCGUGUGCUGGACCCCGGGCCUGGUGGUUCUGCUGCUCGACGGCCUGAAUUGCACGCAGUGUAGCCUGCAGCACGUGAAAAGGUGGUUCCUGCUUCUGGCACUGCUCAACUCCCUCAUGAACCCUGUCAUCUACUCUUACAAGGAUGAGGACAUGUACAGCACCAUGAAGAAGAUGAUAUGCUGCUUCUCUCCGGAGAAGAACCCAGACAGGCGCCCUUCCCGCAUCCUCUCCACAGUCCUCAGCAGGAGCGAAACGGGCAGCCAGUACAUGGAAGAUAGUAUCAGCCAAAGCACCGUCGGCCAAAAGAGCAGUUCCUAAGCCAUGGAUGCCCUCUGCCCACCCCAGCCUCCACUGGGAAAACAGCUGUAGAGAAUGAUUACUUGUCUCUAAUAAAGCCCUCACACAGUGUUAUUUGAGGUCUAAAUUAAUCAUUGCUAGAUUAAAUAAAAAAGAAUUGUUUUACAUAGUUGAAAAGCAUGGGCCGUAAAGAGAGGACACAAUGCAUGUAGAGAAAAUGCACAGAAAGAGGGAAGAAAGCACAGUGGAUUCCUUCCUGCUUGCUGUCCUGUGAACGCUUGGAGCACCGCCCGCCUGGCCAUGCAUUCAGGGCUCUGCCGCCGUCUUGUAGCCAUUCUCUCUGUGUUUUAAAAGAUAUUGGUAAAGGGCUAAGGCCAAAAUAAAUAAUAAUGUUACUUGAAAUAAAUAAUAAUGUUACUUUGAGUAGCUGCUUGGAAAGCCUAUGUAGUUCUUUCUGCAUGCAAUGAAAAUUGUUUAAAAUGUUUCAGCAAUGAUAUUUUUUUUCCUCAAAGAAACCAUGGCCAGUAGUUCGGUGUUCAGUAGGAAUAUCAGAAUAACAAAUCAGUAAGGGCUCCAGAUAAAACUUGAUUUUUAACUGAAAGACCAUUUGAGGAAAAAUAUUUAAAGUAAGAACAAAAAAGGUAAAUGUUAAAAAUCUUCUCUUAAAGCAAAAAAAAAAAAAGAAAAAAGUCUAAUGUGGUCCUCUAAGCAUGCAUGUGUGUAUAAACGCGCCUGUAUAUUUUUAUACAUUUCAAAUUUGUGUUUAAAUACAUCAAGGAUAGUGACAGUGAAGUAAAUUCACUGGCCACCUAGACUUUCCAUUCUAGGAUUAUAGCUGUAGAAAUGACCUGUUGUGCUCUAAAAAAGAGAAAGAGGUGAUUCAUUUGAAAACAGACCUACAGCGGAGUAAAAGGUAUAGUGACAAGCAGCCUGAAUUCUUUCCAUAUAAGAUCAAAUACGACCUCGACUCGAGUCCUUAUUUUCAGUUACCUCCAUACCACUGGUGGCUUGUCAGAGUUAGUACGUGGAAUAAUUUUCACGUCUCAUAUUUUGCCCACAGUUAUUGACAUGCUUCUGGUACUUGUCUUACUUGUGGACUGAAUUUUGAUGUGGGUCCUAUUUAAAAUAUUUCUCCUUCAAAGACCUAAGUAGGCAACCUGAAAGGCAAGUCAGUAAGAAAAAAAAUGUUUCAUAUACAUAGGCGACUGACCAAAGUUUUCUAUGUAAAGCAUUUAGAGUAUAUUCUGAUUUUAAAGUAAGAAUAACUUCAAGGCAGAUAUUAUAGUAUUUAUGUAGUUUGCAAAAGAAGUUUACAUUUUGUUUUGCUAUUGUAAUAUAACAUUUAUGUGCAAGAACUACUUAUAAUAAGAGGAUUUGUAAAGUCAUGCUUUUAGAUAUAAUGGCCUAAAAUAGAGAGUAUUAUGAUUUGAAGGUGUAGAUUUC
Messenger RNA from Rhinolophus ferrumequinum (greater horseshoe bat), 2841 nucleotides. RefSeq names its product lysophosphatidic acid receptor 3 (gene LPAR3). The transcript is spliced from 4 exons. Bases 163 to 1419 code for a protein of 418 amino acids. The record is from RefSeq and is a predicted model, not a curated record. Gene Ontology annotation, biological process: G protein-coupled receptor signaling pathway. Lineage: Eukaryota; Metazoa; Chordata; Mammalia; Chiroptera; Rhinolophidae. Gene Ontology annotation, molecular function: lysophosphatidic acid receptor activity. Gene Ontology annotation, cellular component: membrane.